GUCGCUUUUCGCAUUGGUUCCUCCGCAAGCGCCGGAGGUCGUAGCUGUGUAACCGCGCCGGCGAAGAGAAAGGCCGGCUGGACAGCUCGGAGGGCGGCAGGGAAGCGGCUUUGUCUUUGGAGCUCCCCGGCCCCUCGUCGCAGGUGGAGAAAGAGGGCAUGGCCGACAACGACCCGCCAAGCGCCAAAGAGCUGUCUCAGUUUGCAGAAAAUCUCCUACAAAAGGUGCAAGAAAAUUUUGAAGACCUGACCGAUAAAUUAUCUCUACAAAUGGAUGAGAUGGGUGAACGGAUAAAUGAUUUGGAAAAGCAUGUUGCUGGACUAAUGGCUGAAGCUGGAAUAGAAAAUACUAGUGAAGAUUCUGAACAAACUGAAGAAAUCAAAGAAACCUGAAGACCUUUGAGUAUGGUCUACGUUUAUACAAUUUCAAGAUAUUUGUUAAGACUAUAUACAGUAUAACUAAUGAAUCCACAAGCAAUGCUUUUCUACACUACAUCACUGGCUACAAAGAAAAAUCAAGUUGUAAAUAUUUCUGGCCUAUAUGUCUGCUAUAAUAUAGAAUCAUGCAAUAAUUGGCAGUAAUUUCAGUGGUGGGAUUCAGCCAGUUCGCACCACUUCAGGAGAACCGGUUGUUAACUUUCUGAGCAGUUUGGUGAACUAGUUGUUGGAAGAAACCACUAGGGCAGAGAACUGGUUGUUAAAUUAUUUGAAUCCCACCGAGUAAUUUGAUUACAGAAAUAAAUUCUUUUGAUUUUUUUUUUGUUUAAGAGUGACAUUAAAUGUUGAAAACUGGCUUCAUAUUAACAUUCAAUUCAUAACAAUUAUUACCCUUUUGGUAUGAAUAUAUUUAUAAGCUUUUGUACCAAGUGUAGUUUCCAUUUUUUCCUUGAAGUUCGUUUUCUUGGUACAUCAUGUAUGGAUGUUAAAACUAUCACAUACGAAGAAAGCAGAAUAAGAGUCCAUGCUAAUACGUAGGUAAAAUUCGUGUCAUCUCUACUUUGAUUAGUUUUCCUCUAUUGGGAUCAGGUGUUUUGAACUCAUAUUGCUGUAUCUCACUAAUGCAAUUCUGAACAAUUUAUAUGAUUUUUAGAAUAAUAUUCCUAGAUUAGGAGCCCUUCGUGGUUUAACUACUGCAACACAUCCUACAUGGGACUGCCCUUGAAGAUGACACAGAAGCUUCAAUUGAUCCAGAAUGCAGAGGCAUGGGCAGCAACAGAUAUGCUUUGAUAUGCCUGUGUAAUACCCCUGCUUUGUGAACUGCACUGGUUGCAGUGGUGGGUUUCAAAAAUUGUUUGAACCUACUGUGGGUGUGGCCUCCUUUGUGGGAGUGUCUUGC
Thamnophis elegans (Western terrestrial garter snake) is the source of this 1335-nucleotide messenger RNA. It is a transcript of the gene HSBP1L1, whose product is annotated as heat shock factor binding protein 1 like 1. NCBI's taxonomy places the organism in Eukaryota, Metazoa, Chordata, Lepidosauria, Squamata, Natricidae. Gene Ontology annotation, biological process: cellular heat acclimation. Bases 159 to 392 code for a protein of 77 amino acids. Gene Ontology annotation, molecular function: transcription corepressor activity. The record is from RefSeq and is a predicted model, not a curated record. Gene Ontology annotation, cellular component: nucleus; cytosol. The transcript is spliced from 4 exons.